UGAGAGAGAUAGAGAGAUCAAAAAAACAGUAAAAGGGUAGAAGUCAUGGAAAUUUAGACUACUCAUGAGGACUGUUUUGUCAUUUGCCUUCUAGUUUAUAUUGAAAAGGCAUAAAUCAUAAUUGACAAUUUAUCUGCUUUACAUCUUAUUGGGAUGAGGAAAGACAAUAAUGUCCCUGUUAUGUAAACUCUUUUAUAUAGUAUAAAAUUCAUCAAAUUUUUUAAUUGACUCAGGAGAUAGUAUUAUUUACAUGUGCUGUGUGAAUAUUUGGAUGCUGUUACAAUGUUGUUUUUUGGGGGGUAAAUCAAUUCUGUUAUGUAUGUUAAUAUCCUUUUCUUCAUCUCCCAUAUAAUAUAACAAAUCAUGGUGUUUGAUAUGUUUAGAGCUUAGCUGUGUAACCUGUUAGUAUUUUUGUUGAGCUCCUGGUAUAUACUGUAGCAUGUUUUCCUGGUAUAUGAAAUGUUCUGUAAUUUACUUUUGGUUCAAAUCAGAGUAUCUGGAACUAAAGUUGACUUAUUAAUUGAUCUAUAUAGGUUCAUUUUAGUGUUAAUUGCUUGCUAGGACGCCUAGCUUAAAUUGCCUGCUAAUAUCUUGGAUUUAUUUGUUUAAUAAAAUAAAUGGUGUUGUACUGACAGAAAAAGGUGGGUAUAUAGUCUUAGAACUCGAAUUACUUUGCAGUUUUUAACUGGUGGAUCUAAUAAGCUUCAGUGGGAUGCUGUGAGUUUUGUGAAUGAUAGUUGAGAAUCAGUCAAGAGUUCCAGUUUGGUGCUUCACUAUGGGUAAUAGUGAAGAGACAGAACCUUCUAAGCCUGAGAAAACAUCUUCACCUCCACCGGAUCAAGCCAACAUCCAUGUCUAUCCCGAUUGGGCAGCAAUGCAGGCAUACUAUGGCCCCAGAGUUGCUGCACCACCAUAUUUCAACUCACCCAUCACACCUGGUCAUGCUCCUCACCCUUAUAUGUGGGGACCAACACAGCCUAUGAUGCCACCAUUUGGGCCACAUUAUGUGGCAUUCUAUGCGCAUGGAGGUGUAUAUGCACAUCCUGGAGUUCCUCUUGCUGCUAUGCCAAACAUGGAACCACCUUCCAAGUCAUCAGGAAAUACAGAUCAAGGACUGUUGAAGAAGUUGAAAAGGUUUGAUGGGCUAGCAAUGUCGAUAGGCAAUGGAAAUAGCACCGACAGUGCUGGAGGAGGAGCUAACAAUUCUCAUUCUCAGAGCGAGGAGACAGAAGGUUCAAGUGAUCGAAGUAACGGAAACAUGGCAAGGGCGCGUGAAAAUGGUAGGAAAAGAAGCCGCGAGGAAACAACUAUUGGUGGUGAAGACAGGAAGACUGAAACCCAGGACAGUCCAGUUGCAGCAGUUAAAGUAAGUGGAGCUCCUGAUAAAGUUAUGGGUGUCAAUGUGGGAGCUACCAUGGCAUUGGAGCUCCCAAACGCAAAUGCAACAGAAGCGUGGUUACAGAAUGAGCGGGAGUUUAAACGAGAAAGAAGGAAACAGUCUAAUCGUGAAUCUGCAAGAAGGUCCAGAUUGAGGAGGCAGGCCGAGACUGAAGAACUUGCAAUAAGAGUUGAAUCCCUGACAGCUGAGAAUACGACACUCAAGUCAGAAAUCAAUCGGCUAACUGAGAAUUCAGCAAAACGGAAGCUUGAAAAUACUACAUUACUGGAGAAACUGAAAGAUGCACAAGGAGGACGAACAGAAUUGGUAAUUUUAACCAAGAUGGAUGAUAAUAGGAUCCCUGUAAAUACAGAGAACCUUCUGGCUCGAGUCAACAAUUCUGGAUCCAUUGAUAGAAGUGACGAAGGGGGUGAUCUAAUGUACGAGAGUAAUAAGUCAAACUCUGGUGCAAAGCUCCGGCAGCUUCUAGAUGCGAGUCCGAGGACUGAUGCUGUGGCCGCUAGCUAAUUGAGGAAAGGAGACGCAUUUAGAUUUUAAGUACAUCGUGUGAUUUUGGCAUAAUUACAAGCCCACAGUCACCGCUAACAGUCGUAGAGGAAGAUAAUAACGAGAACAGGAAUUAAGAACAAAAAAAGACUGAUUGUUACUUGUGAUGUAGCUCUCUUGUGGUAGAACUGAGGUGUGUUUUAUUAGAUUCAGAGUGCCAUGAUGGCUGAUGUAACUAAAAUAAAAUAGAUUAGGGGUGGCAGGCACUGUAACUAUAGUUCUGGUUUGUGUAACUUACUUGAGCAGCUUUUAUGGACCCUUGAAGAGGUUUGGGAUAAAUAGAUUUCAUGGAGAUGUC
This is a messenger RNA of Rhododendron vialii, 2243 nucleotides long. RefSeq names its product common plant regulatory factor 1-like. Bases 731 to 1906 code for a protein of 391 amino acids. The record is from RefSeq and is a predicted model, not a curated record. The transcript has 12 exons. Gene Ontology annotation, molecular function: sequence-specific DNA binding; DNA-binding transcription factor activity. NCBI's taxonomy places the organism in Eukaryota, Viridiplantae, Streptophyta, Magnoliopsida, Ericales, Ericaceae. Gene Ontology annotation, biological process: regulation of DNA-templated transcription. Gene Ontology annotation, cellular component: nucleus.